Lepisosteus oculatus (spotted gar) is the source of this 3172-nucleotide messenger RNA. It is a transcript of the gene lnx1, whose product is annotated as ligand of numb-protein X 1. Lineage: Eukaryota; Metazoa; Chordata; Actinopteri; Semionotiformes; Lepisosteidae. The record is from RefSeq and is a predicted model, not a curated record. Gene Ontology annotation, biological process: ubiquitin-dependent protein catabolic process. Gene Ontology annotation, cellular component: cytoplasm. Gene Ontology annotation, molecular function: protein binding; ubiquitin-protein transferase activity.
CUAUCUCAGAGCUGUGAGGAACGGGCGGACCUGCAGGCGCAUGGUGGAGAGCACGACGGGCGUUUGGAGGUCUGGUGGCGCAGAGAUCCGUUCAUGACGGGGUGACUACCGAACCACAGUCGGGGGGCAGAAGUGGAGAAGAAAAACACGAGCUGAGGAACUUGGCUGAAAGCGUAUCUGUGCUACCAGAAACCUCUGAGAGAGACAGGAGUCACGUGCACAUGUGAAAUGUGCUGAGUCUCCCGUUUGCGAACUGAACCCCUGCAGAACUGCUUUGGACUCUGGUGUGCCUCUGUUCUGCCUCUCCAUGAGCCAGCUGGAAGCAAUGGGAGAAGCCGAAGCCAUCCCAAAUGAUCUGUGCUCCACUUGUGGCCAGCGGCACCUUCCAGAGGAAAACCACGAAUACAGCUACCAAGAUGAAGUGGACGAUGACCUCAUCUGCCACAUCUGCUUGCAGCCCUUGAUUCAGCCAAUAGACACCCCAUGUGGUCACACCUACUGCACAGAAUGCCUUACAAACUUCCUCCUGGAGAAGGACUUCUGUCCUGUGGAUAGGGAACCCCUCAUGCUGCAAACCUGCAAGAAGUCCAGCAUCUUGGUUAACAAACUGCUGGACAAGCUGCUAGUUCACUGUCCCCUGACUGAACACUGCAUGGAGACUGUACAGAGAUGUGACCUUGAAGCGCACUUGAAGAACAGGUGUAAGGGCGCGUCGCACUAUGGCCUCUCGGCCGACAGGAAGAGACGCUCUCAGGAAGGUGACGGCACCGACAGCACAGCUGAGCUCACCGUGGCUGCGGUGCCUUCGGAGGUGCCCGGCUCUGCCGCUGUGGCCUUGCUCUCCGAUGACCCGGGGCUCGUGAACCCUGCCUUCGACCCCAGCGCGGAGGACAGCCAGACUGGGAGCAGCACGAGCCUCUCUGCAAGAAACAACACCAAAAAACUCCGAAAUUUCGACCGCACAUCUGCCAGGAGCAGGUCCUUCAAACGCCUGAACAGGGCUUUCAGCGUCCUCAGGAGAACGAAAAGUGGGAAUGCGGUUGUCAACGAGACGGUGGAGGAGCGUGACAACUUGAGGAACUCCCACGUUCCCCGGGAAGCCUUGGCUCUCCCCCAGCUGCACCACCUGAUCCCUGAUGGGGAGAUCACCAGCAUCAGGAUCAACCGCGCCGAUCCCAGCGAGGCCCUGGCCAUCACCAUCGUGGGCGGCAACGAGACGCCCCUGGUGCGCAUUCUCAUCCAGGACAUCUACCGAGAGGGGGUCAUAGCCCGAGACGGGAGGCUGCUGCCGGGGGACGUGAUACUGAAGGUGAACGGUAUCGACAUCAGCGACGUGCCGCACCGCUACGCCGUGUCCGUCCUGAAGCAGCCGUGCCAGCUGCUGCGGCUCACCGUGCUGCGCGAGCAGCGGCACCGGCACCGCUGCGGCCCAGACGGCCCCGGCCCGCGCGACGACAGCCUGCACGUGAUCCUGACCAAGAGCUGCCCCGAGGAGCAGCUGGGCAUCAAGCUGGUGCGCCGGCCCGAGGAGCACGGCGUCUUCAUCUUCCACCUGCUGGAGGGCGGCCUGGCGGCGCGCGAGGGGCAGCUGCGCGUCAGCGACAGGGUCCUGGCCAUCAACGGGCAUGACUUGCGCUACGGGGCGCCGGAGCACGCCGCCCUGCUCAUCCAGGCCAGCGAGGCGCGCGUGCACUUCAUCGUUUCCCGGCAGUCCCGACCCCAGACCCCAGACAUCCUGCAGGAGCCCCUCUGGACCAUGAGUGGCCCCCCGCCCUACUCCCCCGAGGAGGAGGUCCACGCCAGCAAGAGUGUAUGUCAUAAUCCAGACUGCAUAGAGAAGAGUGUGACCCUGACCAAAGAGCCCCACGACUCCCUGGGCAUGACGGUGGCCGGGGGGAUGAUGAGCCGGGGAUGGGACCUGCCAGUUUACGUCACCAACGUUGACCCCGAUGGGGUGGUGGGGAGAGAAGGCUCCAUAAAGAAAGGAGACAUCCUGCUGAGCGUGAACGGGAUGGACCUGACCGGGGUGACGCGCGGGGAGGCCGUGGCCAACCUGAAGAACACCUCCUCCCCGGUGGUGCUGAAGGUGCUGGAGAUGAGGCGGGCGGAGGAGCUCCCGGCCGACGGCCCGCCGCUCCCUGAGGCCCCCAAGGGCCACACCUCCGGCGAUGACUAUACGCCCCAGUGGACCUCCUGGCUCCAGCUGCCCAGGUACCUGUCCUGCUGUAAAGAUAUCGUCCUGAGGCGGAACACGUCGGGCAGCCUGGGCUUCAGCAUCGUGGGAGGUUACGAGGAGAAGAACUGCACCCAGCCGUUCUACAUCAGGUCUAUUGUGGAAGGGACGCCGGCUUACAACGACGGCAGGAUAAGGUGCGGCGACCUGCUGCUGGAGGUCAACGGGAAGAGCACUUCGGGGAUGACGCACACGGCGCUCGUCAGGAUGCUGAAGGAGCUGCGCGGCAGGGUCACGCUGACGAUCGCGUCCUGGCCCGGCAGCCUCCUAUAGGAGGCAGGAGCCGGCCGGAGCCGAGCUGCCGCGGGGGGCUCCGAAGAGACGCCGCACAGCCGCCACUCGCUUUGCCUGGAGCUCACAGGGAGGAGCGCACCAGCACCGCAGGCCAGGCCACGUCCCGGUACGAACGUCCGAAGCACUGUGCUGAGCAGCUCCACGGGUUCUGCUGUCCUGACAAUCCAGGGGAAGCUGGGAGGGAGCACGUUGCUAACUACAGUUAUACGUUAGAAUAUGCAUCUCAUUGGACUCACGUUACUUACUGUAAAUGUUGCUGUCUGAACAUACAGAUUCAAGCACUUGUAUUCUUUUUAAAUGGCCUUUUAAACAAUACAGUGGGUCUUUUUAUCGUCCGUACUGCAGUGGUUUCCAUUUCAUCAUCUGUUGAGAAACGGGGGGACACUUGGCGAUGCAGCUGCAACAUUCUUAAACAACCUCAGUAGAUGUGUUCUUAAUCUGUGCAGAUGUGACAUUAUCAUGGAGGCCUUACUGAUUUUCAUACUUGUGAAAAACUUUUCUGUCUUUAUCUGUGGAAGUUCCAAUCUCUGAGAAGUUGUUUGAUAUGGUGUUUACUUCCAGUUGUUUUAAUUGCUUGAGCCUAUGUAAUAUAUCUGAUGCUAAGUUUGGUAAAAAAAAAAAUAAAGUUCUGGAAAAGGAGAGAAA